GUGCGCAUGCGCGCUACACAUCAGAAUCUCUAACGUGGCGAUAUACACGGUUGAAGUACAGCGAAGAGAAAGGGUCAUCAAGUAUUACAUUUUUGCUUGAUUUCAUAAAAUUCUGAGAGACUCUCUUGUUCGGACUCCCAUAUACAAUUAGGAUGUCUUCCUCUGGAGAUUUCAGCAAUCCUUUAAGGAAAUUUAAGCUUGUUUUCCUCGGCGAGCAGAGUGUUGGAAAGACUUCACUAAUCACAAGAUUUAUGUACGACAGUUUUGACAACACAUACCAGGCUACCAUAGGUAUAGAUUUUCUGUCCAAGACCAUGUACCUAGAGGAUCGUACUGUCAGACUACAGCUAUGGGAUACAGCAGGUCAGGAGAGGUUCCGCAGUCUCAUUCCAAGCUACAUUAGGGAUUCCACUGUGGCAGUUGUAGUCUAUGAUAUCACAAAUGCCAACUCUUUCCACCAGACAUCAAAAUGGAUAGAUGAUGUUCGUACUGAGAGAGGGAGUGAUGUCAUCAUCAUGCUUGUAGGAAACAAAACUGAUUUAGCUGACAAGAGGCAAGUUUCAAUAGAUGAAGGAGAACGUAAAGCCAAGGAACUAAAUGUGAUGUUCAUUGAAACUAGUGCCAAGGCAGGCUACAACGUUAAACAAUUGUUCAGACGAGUAGCAGCAGCUUUACCAGGUAUGGAGUCUGCAGACCAAACUAAACCAGCUGGUGACAUUCCAGUAACACUCCACCAGAAGGAACCAGAAAACGACUUCCAACAAGACGAAGCCGGCUGCUACUGCUGAAAGCUAAUCAGCUCCCAGAAAUAAUAUUUACCAAAAAACCCCACUAUUCUUGCAUGUCGAUAACACCCCACGUUCACGCCACUAUAAAAAUGAAUGGUAAAAUUUUAAAGGUUGGUCUAUACAAAUGAUGCUUGUGCUAUAUUUGGUAAUAAGUGCUGCCCCUCCGUGGCAAAUGGACCAAGUAGAUAUUUAUUUCAUUUUUCAACAUUGCUUAACAAGUCAGAUGAUUAAAUUCUUUUGAAAGGUUGAAACGUGCAUUUUUUCCCAUCUACCCAUGCAGCCUUGUUUUUGUUCCUUGUCCAUUCAAUUAUACCACAUUCACAAAAAUGUUUUGAUUAUUCUGUAGAGAAGGGCGCAAAUUUCUGUCAUUUUCAUAAUGUUAUUUAUUUUGCCUUCGGCUUCAAUAUUUUAAUUUCCAGUUAGUGAAAGUUGUCAUUUGAAAUUCAAAGAAAAAAAAAAAGUUGAUACAAAAUAUUGAAUACUUUGGAACAUCUUGGCAUAUCUAUAGUUGUAUUGAAAACUAAAAAAUGGUUAUAAGCUGUUGUGAAAAAUAAAUCUGUUAUCACUAGCGUGGAAGUUCCCUCAUAUACAAGAGUUUAAUAAAGCACAGUAAUUCUUCUGGAAUCUUGUAAUACAAGCACAUUAUUACAAUAUGUUUCUUAAUCACAUUACAAAAUAUGCUUUCUUUGAAGACCAUUCGAUAUUGCCAAUGAUAAGUGUUGUUGAUCUAAGGUCAUCUCUUACUAUCUGACAUGUUUGUUUUUUUAAUACCAGGAACUUCCCUUUCAUAAGAAAUAUCACAUUAGGCUCUAGGCUACAUUGUUAGUAUUUUUGGUACUAAAUAAUCAGAAGUUGAAUCUUCAUAUAUGAAGAAAUCAAAUACACAUGUACUUUGACUUUUGAAUAUAAAACGUAUAUCCAAAUAAAUGCCCAAUUCCUGUAAUUUUGCAAAAAUGUGAUUGCUUUCACUAAUAUUUUAAUUCUUCAAAAGUUAUGGUUAAAAGGAACUAUUUUAGUGUUGGUUUAAAUGAAAAUCAGUAAGUCUUAACCAAAGCCAAAGACCAUAUAAGAUGGUCCAGACCUAUACCUUGAUGAAUAAACUGGGACCUAAACUUGCAGGUCGGGUUUACAUUAUGUUCCAAUGCUCAAGUUAAGAAUAGACCUUGAACGAGUCGAAGAUUAGGAUUGCAUCCAAGAUGUCCAUGUCUCUGCUUUUUGCAAUAAAAAAUCACAGACAUAAAUGAAGGUGCAUAAGCUAUGGUGUGAAGCAGUUCCUUUGAAAUAAUUUGUAUUGUUCUCAUUUUCUCUCCAUUUUUUUAUGAAUAUAUGUCAGAUGUAAAAAUGUAUGCAAAAAGCUCUCUUUUGAUCUCAUAUGCAUUGUACAUAUUUCAUUUUGGAUAUAUGUUUUCAAUAACAAAAACAGAUGUUAGCUCUGUAAUUAUUUGUAUUUAAUAUGUUACUGUACAGGAAAAAUAUGUGUUUAUUUGUAAUCUAGAGAGCAUUAAUUAGUUAGUAUAUGUGAACGCAUCAAGCUGUGUAAAGUGGUAGCGAUGGAGACGAAUGAGGAGGUAAAUUAUUGAUGGAACACGAUCAGAAAAACGCUUUUUGACACACAACAAUGUUAGAAUGCUGUUCUACGACAUGCUCCAACCGCAAUUGCUUCGUGGUUAUCGGCAGCCUAGCCGGGUAAUGUUGGAGCGCCUUGAGGACCUUGCAAGGUCGAUACGUGCGCUAUAUAAGAUUCCAAUAUUAUUAUUAUUAUUAUAAUUUAUAACCUUCACUGACCAAUUUUCGUAACUUUAACCAUGCACAAAUCCUAUGCCUAAACCUAACCUAAAAAUCUAACUGCAACCUAUACGAUUGAUGGAUUAAAGCCCAAAGCAAUUGCUCCGGGAAGAGUCAAAUGUUGGGUCACAGCCGGAUGCCCCUUGUCCCUGGUAACUUUUGACCCAUCCUCUAGCUGUCCAUGUAUCAUUUUGUCAAAUCAGUGAAAAUCAAUUUGUGUCAAAUUUAUCUGUAUAAUAUGCACUUUGAAAAAAUACUCUUAGAUGCAUUAAAAUUAAUUGAUUGAUUUUUACUUCAAGUCAGUAGUUUGAAAUUGUAUUGGUAUAUAACAGUGUGUAUUAAUUGCAUAGGAACGAUUUUACAUGAACUUUCAAUCAAGAAUAUAAUGCUAAGAGUAGAUCCCCCAAGAUAUUGUUUGUGAACCUUAAUAGUUGAGUAUAAAUCAAAUUGACAUAGGUCUGAUAUACACUGAAAUAUAUCAAUGAGUAAAAAUUUGCAGCAAUACAACUUGCUAUCUUUACAUAAUUACUAUCUUCACUAUGAAUUUUGUCAUUGAAAAAGCACCAUCUUUUUUCUUGCAAGCAGAUAAUUAAUUUGUUGCAAAAAUGAUUUUAAAAAACAAGUCAGUACAGGGCUGUAUAGAUAUUAUCAGCUUGAUGGUGGGCAUUUGAAGAAUAAAUGUAAUUUCUAAAAUAGGAUAAUCCUUCUCAUAUAGUCGGAGAAAGUAAUAGCAUUUAGUGGUGUGUAGAAGUAGUGCUGUAGAUCCUGUAUAUGUGUAUUGUAGCGUCUAUCGUAUCCAUAGCUCAAAGCUGAUCACAACAUUGUACCUUUUUUUUUUAGAAAAAAAGGAAAAGGGAAGGGAAAAAGAUGAAUGAAUUUGGAGGUAUUUGGAUUCAGUGUUUGAUUACUGUGUGUGCCUUCUCCUCAUUGUCUGCUGGUAGACAGAAGGGCGUUAGGUUGGUGUGAAGAUAGGUGAACUUACGCCCUUCUGGCUCUCAGUAGAGAGCUUAUUGUCAGCGAAAUCGGUGUGAUUAUUGUUUGUGAAAUUCCUCUUCAUGUCAUAUACCAUUAUAGCAAGCUUGGAUGGUAAAGUUUUGCUGGAGGAAAUUUGCCUGAAAUGUAAUUGCCAAAUACAUGCUGCUUUUAGUUUUCUGUUUGAGAGAACUGAAGAUUAGAAUAAAAUGAAUUGGAGAAUUAGGUAUAAUAGCAUCUUGAAAUAUGACUCUAAUUAUAAAUGGAUUACUGGGUCUAUUAGUACAUGUACUUUACAAUUAUUCACAGCAAAUAUAGUUUUACAACCGAAAAAUUUGCACUUUUAUCUCACUCCAACUUUCUUCAAUCGAUUCUAAAAUGUUCUCUAACAAUACCUUGCUGAAAAGUACUUUUUUUUCUUUAAAUAAAAUAAGAGUAUACAAAUAGUAAAAAUCUUUAUCAGUGUAAAUUCCCUUUAAUUUUCAGUCUUGGCAGAAGCUUUAACAACAUUUAUUGAAAUAAGGAGACAUGAAGUUGUAAACCUUAUCCAUGACUUCAUCCAAGCUCAAACUUAUUAGAACUGUCACUUUUAGGAUUCAUUUUGCUUUCAUAUUGAAACUUGUGGAACAUUUUCUUCAUCACAACAAAUCAUAUAACUAUAUAUAAAUGUAUCACUAAGUACGGGACAUGCCGGAUAAUUAUACGAAAGCGAAAGUGGAGAAUGCAGUGAAAGUAUACCUACCUUGUUGUGUGUUUGUCGCUAAAGCGUUUCAUGACUGUAAUAUUUGGCGGAAAUAAAUUAUGUGAAAUAAACUAUUGUGUGUCAAAAGAA
This is a messenger RNA of Strongylocentrotus purpuratus (purple sea urchin), 4377 nucleotides long. Its product is annotated as ras-related protein Rab-6A. The record is from RefSeq and is a predicted model, not a curated record. The transcript has 7 exons. The coding region runs from base 153 to 788 and encodes 211 amino acids. Gene Ontology annotation, molecular function: GTP binding; GTPase activity. Lineage: Eukaryota; Metazoa; Echinodermata; Echinoidea; Camarodonta; Strongylocentrotidae.